GUUUGUACCUAAAACCUUGCCCUGCGGGAGCGCCGCCGUCCUAAAGCGACCUGCCCCGCCUAUCAGCUCCUAUUGGCUGACUCUCGGAAGACCCGCCUCUUCAGAAGGAAAAGCAGUCGCUUCCCGAAUUGCCUGACAUCAUGCAAUGACCAAUCAGAAGCAGCGAUCUGCAGUUUUGCCCAAUGAGACUGGGUACGGGUCCUGGCCCGCGGAGUUCGAUUUCGUCCUGGGAUGCGGAAGUAGCAGUCUUGUCAUGCGGAAGUAGCUGUCCUGUCCUAGGGACUAGCAGGUGGGUUGGUUAGGCGCAGGAGGACGUGGGCGCGCUUCCCGUAACGUUACCCUGGCUGAGCGUGAGGCUCCAGGGCUGGGCACUGGGUUGACCUCUUAUUCCUCGCUGAGAGCAUCUUUACCGCCUGUGGCUGCAAGCCGAGGCGCGCGGGUGGAAACUGGGUCGAGGUCUGGGUAGACGUCUGAGCGAUCUGCACAAGGAGUGGCGCAGUCUGGAAUUUGAGGAUUCCUAACGCCCUCUGCUUGAUGUUCUGAUGAUUCCCGGGGGCUCGGUUUCGGAGGAAGGCACCAAGAAACUGAUAAUGUUCCUUUGAAUUGGCUUCUGUAUUUGCUUCAUCAAUGUCUCUCAUACUGAAUAUCUUAAGAGAGAUGCUGGAAUAUUUUGGCGUUCCUGUAGAACAGGUUUUGCUGAUUUGGGAAAAUAAAGACUAUGGAUCAACUAGGAGUAUUGUUCGUAUUAUUGGGAAAAUGCUUCCAUUGGAACCUUGUCGAAGACCUAAUUUUGAGUUGAUCCCGCUCUUGAACUCUGUAGACUCUGAUAAUUGUGGAUCUAUGGUUCCAUCUUUUGCUGAUAUUUUGUAUGUGGCAAAUGAUGAAGAAGCCAGUUAUCUCAGAUUUCGAAAUAGUAUAUGGAAAAGUGAAGAGAAAGUGGAAAUUUUUCAUCCUUUGCGACUAGUUCGAGAUCCACUGUCACCUGCUGUAAGACAGAAAGAAACAGUGAAAAAUGAUCUGCCUGUAAAUGAAGCUGCAAUUAAAAAAAUAGCUGCCCUUGAAAAUGAGCUGACUUUUCUUCGCUCUCAGAUUGCAGCAAUUGUGGAAAUGCAGGAACUGAAAAACAGUACAAAUUCUAGUUCCUUUGGCUUGAAUGACGAGCCCAUUAGUUUGGGUCAGUUGUCAUCAUCGCAGGCUGCCCAUCUGAGUGUGGAGCCAGAUCAGUUUCCAAGUUCAGUGCUUUCUUCUCCUCCUCCUCCACCACCACUUCCUCCUCAGUUUUCAUCUCUCCAGCCACCGUGUUUUCCUCCCAUACAACCAGGAUCUAAUAAUAUUUGUGACUCAGAUAAUCCAGCAACUGAAAUGAGCAAACAGAACCCGGCUGCUAAUAAGACCAAUUAUAGUCAUCAUUCAAAAAGCCAGAGAAAUAAAGAUAUUCCAAACAUGUUGGACGUUCUAAAGGAUAUGAAUAAGGUUAAGCUUCGUGCAAUUGAGCGGUCACCUGGCGGUAGACCCAUUCAUAAGAGGAAAAGACAGAAUUCACAUUGGGAUCCAGUUUCUUUAAUAUCUCAUGCACUUAAGCAGAAAUUUGCAUUUCAAGAAGAUGAUUCUUUUGAGAAAGAGAAUAGAUCUUGGGAAUCUUCCCCAUUUUCUAGUCCAGAAACUUCAAGGUUUGGACAUCACAUUUCACAGUCAGAAGGACAGCGAACUAAAGAAGAAAUGGUCAACACAAAAGCUGUUGACCAAGGUAUCAGCAACACAAGCCUUCUAAACUCAAGGAUUUAAACUCAACUUAAGGUUAAGCCUUAAACUUCUAAAACUUCUUCCUGGAUGAUAAAUUAUUCUUAGAAACUGAUUUGGACUGUUAAAGGCUAAAAGUAGAUGUAUUUAAAGACUCUUCUUGACACAUUUUGCCUACACUUGCUAUGUAAAUAUGUAUGCCUGUCAUUUUUGUUUCCUUUGUUCCUUUUUACGUUUAUACUCUGUUCUUCUGUACAUAGAGCUUAAAAUAAACAUUCCUUUUGAACUUG
Pongo pygmaeus (Bornean orangutan) is the source of this 2030-nucleotide messenger RNA. It is a transcript of the gene MTFR2, whose product is annotated as mitochondrial fission regulator 2. The coding region runs from base 628 to 1785 and encodes 385 amino acids. The record is from RefSeq and is a predicted model, not a curated record. Gene Ontology annotation, biological process: mitochondrial fission; aerobic respiration. The transcript has 8 exons. Lineage: Eukaryota; Metazoa; Chordata; Mammalia; Primates; Hominidae. Gene Ontology annotation, cellular component: mitochondrion.